AAAAGAAAAGUAAAUGGAAAAAAAUGAAUCGAUAAAGAAUUGUCAAAAAGCCUUGCGCCUACCGACACGGUUUCUUCUUCUCCAGAUUUAGCAUUCGUAGUCCUUUUUCUUCGUCUUCUUCUUCUUCUUCUUCUUCCUUCUCCUUCUCCUUGAUAAAUCUCACUUGGCCUGGGUCGUUGCCCAAUUCAGUAUUCUGUGCUCGGCUCGGGUCCAAUGGAUUGCGGUACUGCCUCUGCGGACCAUCACAUCAAAGGGCUUCCUACCCAUGGUGGACGAUAUGUUCAGUAUAAUAUUUAUGGUAACCUCUUUGAAGUUUCUAAAAAGUACGUUCCUCCAAUUCGCCCCGUUGGUAGAGGUGCUUAUGGAAUAGUUUGUGCUGCUACUAAUGCGGAGACAAAUGAGGAGGUUGCCAUUAAGAAGAUUGGUAAUGCAUUUGACAACAGAAUAGAUGCAAAAAGGACUUUACGUGAAAUUAAACUUCUCCGCCAUAUGGAUCAUGAAAAUGUUGUUUCCAUCAAAGACAUCAUACGACCACCACAGAGGGAGAACUUCAAUGAUGUUUAUAUUGUAUAUGAAUUAAUGGACACGGAUCUCCAUCAAAUAAUACGUUCUACCCAGUUAUUGACAGACGAUCAUUGUCGGUACUUUCUGUAUCAGUUAUUACGAGGACUUAAGUAUGUACAUUCAGCAAGUGUUUUGCAUCGUGAUCUAAAGCCCAGUAACUUGCUUCUUAAUUCAAAUUGUGACCUUAAAAUUGGGGAUUUUGGGCUAGCAAGGACGACUUCUGAAACUGAUUUCAUGACUGAGUAUGUUGUUACUAGAUGGUACCGAGCACCAGAAUUACUUCUUAAUUGUUCCGAAUACACUGCAGCAAUUGAUAUAUGGUCAGUGGGUUGCAUUCUUGGUGAAAUUGUGACCAGACAACCUCUGUUUCCAGGAAAAGACUAUGUCCAUCAGCUGAGACUUAUAACAGAGCUCAUUGGUUCACCUGAUGAUACUAGCCUUGGGUUUUUACGAAGUGAUAAUGCCCGAAGAUAUGUUCGGCAGCUACCACAGUACCCGAAGCAAGACUUCUCUCUUAGAUUUCCUAAUAUGUCUGCAGGAGCUGUUGAUUUGCUAGAGAAGAUGCUUAUCUUUGAUCCAAACAAGCGCAUUACAGUGGAUGAGGCACUUUGCCACCCGUACUUGGCACCUCUUCACGAUAUCAAUGAGGAACCAGUCUGUCCGAUGCCUUUCAAUUUUGAUUUUGAGCAACCAUCAUUUACUGAAGAGAAUAUCAAAGAGCUCAUCUGGAGAGAAACUGUAAAGUUCAAUCCUGAUCCGACUGAUUGAGGAUUAUGUGGUGAUCUAAUGUACACAGUGUACACUAGAUAAUUGGCCAGUUAACAAUGGACCACAAUGCUUCUUCCUCUUGUGGAGGGGGAAAAUAUAGUGGGUUUUACUGAAAAAAAUGUUUUGAGAUGUCAUUCAUCGUCAUUAUCAGACAGUAUCAGACACAUGAUCCUUUGAUGUAUGUAACAUUCAAACCAGUUAAAGCUUGUAGUUAGUAGUAGAGCAGUUGAUCUGUUUAGAGAGCGCCAGUCCCUCGCUGCUGUAGGUUUGUUGUUCUUUGGUCGCCUUACAAACCAGAGCUUAGUGUCGAUUGUUUCUUCUUUUUGAUGUUGACGAAAUGCUUGAAAAACUUUAUUCAUGGGCUACAACCUUUUUGUGUAUUUUGUUUCCAAUAAAUUCUUAUUAUUAUGCCUUCGAGUGGUACUGUA
Messenger RNA from Humulus lupulus (European hop), 1760 nucleotides. RefSeq names its product mitogen-activated protein kinase homolog MMK2. Bases 214 to 1332 code for a protein of 372 amino acids. The transcript has 6 exons. Gene Ontology annotation, molecular function: MAP kinase activity; ATP binding. Gene Ontology annotation, biological process: intracellular signal transduction; protein phosphorylation. Lineage: Eukaryota; Viridiplantae; Streptophyta; Magnoliopsida; Rosales; Cannabaceae. Gene Ontology annotation, cellular component: cytoplasm; nucleus. The record is from RefSeq and is a predicted model, not a curated record.